AUGGCUUUCUCCAAAUCCUUCACUUUGGCUUUACUUGUUGUUGUGACAAUGAUAAGCAUGAACAUUGAAGCUCGUGAUCUUCUGGAAACAACCACAUUUUUACAUACUACCAUUCCAACUUUACCAAAACCAUCUUUGACAGAUUUGGAUGUAAUGCCAUCAUUGCCUAAAGGAAGUCUUCCACCAUUGCAAACUUCCAUCCCAUCUCUUCCGAAGCACAUCAUGCCAUUUCCCUUUCCUUCGACUGAUCCAACUAUCGAUGUUCCACCAGUGUCCGCUCCAGCUACUGCUCCAGUUUCUGAUACUCCCAAAUCACCCCCUUCCUUUUUCUCCUUCUUCCCAUUUUUCUCCAAGACUCCUUCCACCUCUAACCCUUAA
Molecule: messenger RNA, 378 nt
Organism: Vicia faba (fava bean)
Lineage: Eukaryota; Viridiplantae; Streptophyta; Magnoliopsida; Fabales; Fabaceae
Source: the annotation of a GenBank genome assembly